GGCUUCAAGCUUUGUCCAAAAAUGUAUUCUUUUUUCUUUUUAUCAUCCCUCCAUUUCCGUGUUCGUUUAGUUCUUUUCUCGUACGCAAAAACCCCGACUCCAAAUUCUCCCAGAAAACUAGUAAAACGCAGAAAUUUCAUAAUGUAACUUUUAGCUGCUUCUACUUCUCGAUUCUCGUUAUCUUUCCUCAACCCUCCACUUUUUUUUUUUUUUUUAAUUUCAAAUUUUCAAUAACUAAAAAAGCUCUCAAAAUCAGUGUUGGGAAGUAAAGGAAAGCACGUGCUUGAUGCUCGUUAUCUAAGCCGGCUCUAAUUAAGGUUGGAUUGCACCAAAACAUGGACUGGAAGUGUUCAUCUUCUGCUGGUGCAUCUUCUCUUUGCAAGGCACCUUUGAAUGUCUCGACUACAAUGCCGGAGAAGGCUCUGGUUGAGCAACAAAGGAGGGUUACUGAUCAUGCUGCGAAGACUAAUGUAGAUAUAGACCUUAGAGAAAUUUACUUCUUGAUAAUGCAAUUUCUGUCAGCUGGCCCUUGCCAGAGAACUUUUGAACAGUUAUCAAAUGAACUAUUGGAACAUCAGCUUUUACCCAGAAGAUAUCAUGCUUGGUUUUCAAGAAGUGGUGCGCAUAGUGGGAACAAAAAUGAUGAUGGCAUCUCCUUCCCAUUAAGUUAUAACAACUUAGUGGAGAGGUAUCCUCACAUUGAGAAGGAUCACUUGAUAAAGCUUCUGAAGCAACUACUGUGUACUCUGUGUGGUGAAGUUGUAGGAGAUGCCCAUGCUCCAAAUGCUGCUGAUGUCCCUACAUUACUGGGAUCUGGUUCCUUUUCACUUUUGAAUUCUGACUCAAGUGUGGGAAAUAGACAGGGCAAGCCUAUUCCUGCCUACCUGCGUUGGCCCCAUAUGCAAGCCGAUCAAGUUCGGGGGCUAAGUAUAAGAGAAAUUGGUGGAGGUUUCAGAAAGCACCACCGAGCACCCUCUGUUCGCUCUGCAUGCUAUGCUAUUGCUAAACCAUCAACCAUGGUGCAAAAGAUGCAGAAUAUAAAAAAGUUGAGGGGGCAUCGCAAUGCUGUCUAUUGUGCUAUAUUUGAUCGCUCCGGGAGAUAUGUUAUUACUGGUUCCGAUGAUCGCCUUGUCAAAAUUUGGUCUAUGGAAACUGCAUUUUGUUUGGCCAGCUGCCGUGGACAUGAAGGUGACAUAACGGACCUGGCUGUUAGUUCAAACAAUGCUUUGGUGGCGUCUGCUUCAAAUGAUUUUGUGAUUCGAGUUUGGCGCUUGCCGGAUGGGUUGCCAGUUUCAGUUCUGCGAGGGCAUACUGGAGCUGUUACUGCCAUUGCAUUUAGUCCCAGGCCUGCCUUCGCUUUCCAGCUUUUAUCGUCAUCUGAUGAUGGGACUUGCCGAAUCUGGGAUGCCAGGUUUUCACAUUGUAGCCCACAGAUAUACCUGCCGAAGCCUUCUGAAGCUGUUACUGGGAGGAGCAAUUUUCCAUCUAAUAAUGGACCUUCCUCAAGUAAUGUUCCACAAAACCAUCAGAUAUUAUGUUGUGCAUUCAAUGUCAAUGGGACUGUUUUUGUCACUGGUAGCUCUGACACUUUUGCCAGGGUCUGGAGUGCCUGUAAGCCUAGUACAGAUGACUCACAACAACCAGUUCAUGAGCUGGAUGUUUUGGCAGGCCAUGAAAAUGAUGUUAAUUAUGUUCAAUUUAGUGGCUGUGCUGUACCUUCAAGAUCCUCAAUGUCUGAUACAAAGGAGGAGAAUGUUCCAAAAUUUAAAAAUUCCUGGUUCUGUCAGGACAACAUUGUUACCUGUUCUCGUGAUGGUAGUGCAAUCAUAUGGAUUCCCAGAUCACGUAGAUCCCAUGGAAAAGUUGGACGUUGGACAAAGGCAUAUCAUCUGAAAGUUCCACCUCCCCCGCUACCUCCUCAACCUCCUCGAGGAGGCCCACGUCAGAGAUUUCUCCCAACUCCUCGUGGUGUCAAUAUGAUUGUGUGGAGCCUGGAUAAUCGUUUUGUUCUAGCAGCUAUAAUGGAUUGCAGAAUAUGUGUGUGGAAUGCUGUUGAUGGUAGCUUGGUACAUUCUUUGACCGGUCACGUCGCAUCAUCUUAUGUUUUGGAUGUCCAUCCUUUCAACCCUCGAAUUGCUAUGAGUGCUGGAUAUGAUGGAAAAACAAUAGUUUGGGAUAUAUGGGAGGGCAUACCCAUCAGGAUAUAUGAAAUUGGUCGUUUUAAGUUGGUUGAUGGGAAGUUUUCUCCGGAUGGGACAUCAAUUGUACUUUCGGAUGAAGUUGGGCAGAUAUAUUUGCUGAACACUGGCCAGGGUGAGUCUCAAAAGGAUGCCAAGUAUGAUCAGUUCUUUCUUGGGGACUAUCGCCCCCUUAUUUGGGAUUUUGGUGGAAAUGCUCUUGAUCAGGAGACACAACUUCCUCCACAUCGUAGGAACAUGCAAGAUCUUAUUUGUGAUGCCAGCAUGAUUCCAUACCCAGAACCUUAUCAGACUAUGUACCAGAAACGACGACUUGGUGCUCUGGGUAUUGAGUGGCGUCCAUCUUCCACAAAGUUUGCUAUUGGCCCUGAUAUCAGUUUAGGCCAGGAUUUUGAAAUGCCAGCCUUGGAAGAUUUGGAGAGAAUGAUGGAACCACCACCUGAGUUGAUAGAUGCCAUGUAUUGGGAACCUGAAAAUGAAGUUAUCAGUGAUGACACUGAUUCAGAGUACAAUGUUGCUGAGGAAUGUUCUACAGAAGGUGAACGGGGGGCAUUGUGCUUCAGCUCUUCUAGAGGCACAGAGAGUAGUGAAGAAGACAGUGACGUUGAAUGCAGUCAUAAAGAUGGCCUUCGCAGAUCACGAAGAAGAAAAUAUAACCCUGAAGUUGAGGUAAAGACUUCAUCAGGGAGGCGAGUCAAAAAGAGAUGCUUGGAUGAGCAUGAUGGCUCUAUAUCUGGAAACAAUAGGACUAAAAACUCAAAAAGUGGCAGAAAAGCUUCAAAGAAAAAGUCUUCCAAAUCUAAGUCAUUGAGACCUCAGAGAGUCGCAGCACAAAAUGCUCGAAGCAUGAUGUCUAGAAUCACUGGGACAUCUACAGAUGGUGAGGAUGAAGUUGACUUAGAAGGUGAUUCAUCUAAUAGUGAGUCAUUUUCGGAAGAUUCAAGUAUUGAAAGCAGUGAUAUUGAGAGAAACUUGGAGAGCAUACAACUAAUGUCCAUGAAAAAAGAACAAGAGUCUGAGGAUGUAGCGUGGUCUCAUGAACUCCCCAAAUCUCAAUCUAAUGUUGUGAACAGGAAGAGAUUGGUCCUAAAGUUCUCAUUACGUGAUUCUAAGAAGCCAGAGGCCCCAGAGGCCACCAGAUUUUUGAACAGUGACAAUCAGAUCAAUUUACUGGACCAUUCUGGACCUGAGGGAACUUUUGAUGAGAAUGGAAAUGCCUGCAUCAAACACCCUGGCUUAUCUUGUGCAGAUGUGGAGCUGUUGGACCAUGACAGGAUUGGUCUGGCAGAUACAAGGCAAGCUAUAAAUACUGGGGAUUAUUUGGAGGAAUUUGUGGGGGACAAGGAGAACAAAGAGAACAAAAUCAGAUGGGGUGAGGUUAAAAUUCGGACAUCAAUGCGUUCAAGAUCAGGAGAUAUGAUGCCAACUGAUGUCCACAAUGAAAACAGGAUUUCUACUGUCAAUGGGGAGGAUGGACGGUUAGGGAGUCAUGCAGUGCAAGAUCUGAAUAGAGUGACAAUGGAAGAGUUUGCUCCUGAUGAGGUGCACAAAUCUUUAACAUCUGAGUUUCUGUCCCUAAGUGACCACCAACUAAAUGGCAGCUGUGAUAAAUAUGGAAAUCAUGAUUCAUCACAAACUGAUCAGGUCGGUAGUGUUAACCAAUCUCAUGAAUCAAAAGAGAUUACUCCACACAAAUUGGUGAAAUUAAGAAUAAGGACAAAAGCAAUUUCAGGAGACCUUGGAAGUCCCUCCAAACUAAAAUCCCUCACUGUAGUGCAUGAUCCAACCUGCAGUGGAGGUGAUGUGAGGUCCAGAGACACUUUGUCUGUAGACCACAAUCCUGGUUACUGCAUGCAAGAAAUAGGUGAAGGUUCUGACAGAUCAAGUUCUCUGCAUUUAUUGCACUCGGGUUUAAAUUUAAACAAGAUUCAUGGGGAAAGCCCAUAUAAGGACAAAACUGAUUCCACAGGUUUAAAUGCCAUCAAUGAUCAUGAUUCAGAAAUUGGUUUCAGUGAAGCAGCAGCUGAUGCAGUACGUAGAACACGAUCCAUGAAGAUGAAGGCAAGUUCACAGGAACAGCAUGCUUGGAACCAUAACUUGAAGGUAAGAGUAGAGCAUGCUUUAGCAGGGACAUCAACAAAUGAGGACAACUUCUCUGUGAAAGCAUAUAAUGACAUCAUAUCUGAAGAAUGGAUGUCAAGUUCCAAAGUGAGAGAAAGAUCAAGAACCACCAGAACCAAGCGGGGUGGAGAUCCUGACAAUAACUCAAAAUUUUCAAGUGGAAGGAAGUCUAAUCCUUCUGGUAGAAAAUUAUCAUGGUUGAUGUUAUCAGAGCAGGAGGAGGGUUAUCGUUAUAUACCCCAGCUGGGUGAUGAAGUUGUAUAUUUCAGACAGGGGCAUGAAGAGUGCAUUGAAUCAGGUCGCUUAAAGGGGCCUGGUCCAUGGAGCUCAAGGGGAUACCUGAGUGCAGUGGAAAUUUGCAGAGUUGAAAACCUUGCUUAUUCCCACUUUCCAGGUUCUGGAGAGAGUUGCUGUAAAAUCACACUUAAAUUUGUAGAUAAUUCAUCACGUGCAUUUGGUGAUGCAUUUAUAUUGACCCUGCCUGAGUUGAUUGGCUUUCCUGAUUUUCUUAUUGAGAAAACAAGAUAUGAUGCUGCAAUGAGGAGAGAAUGGACCCGUAGAGAUAAAUGCCUAGUGUGGUGGAAGAACGAUAAUGGGGAGGGUGGUAGUUGGUGGGAUGGUAGAAUUGUUGCUUCACAGGCCAAAUCUAUGGAUUUCCCUGAUAGUCCUUGGGAAAGAUACGAAGUUAGUUACAAGGAUGGCUGCAAGUAUCGGCACAGUGCUUGGGAACUGCAUGAUCCUAACUUUCCAUGGGAGCACCCAAAUAUUGAUUCUGAAAUCAGGAAUAGGCUAUUGUUUUCUUUUGCUAAAUUAGAUCGUUCAGUGAGCAGAAAUCAGGACUUUUAUGGAUUUCAGAAACUGAAUGAAGCUGCUGAGAAAUCAGAAUUUCUGAACAGGUUUCCAGUUCCAUUGUAUCCCGAAUUGAUCCGGCUUAGGUUAGAGAACAACUACUAUCGGACCUUGGAAGCAGUGAAGCAUGACAUAAACAUAAUGCUGUCAAAUGCGGAGAGUUAUUUCGUUCGAAGUGCUCACCUAUCUUCCAAGAUGAGGCGCCUAUCAGACUGGUUUACCAAGACAUUGUCAAAAUUGUAGGAAGCUGUAUAGAUUUUUUUUUCUUUUUUCUUUAUUUUUUUCAAUCUUAAUUACAUCUCUUACAACUCAUCCGUCCAAUUUUGUAAGACAAAUCAUUUUUAGGCAUUACUGAACACUGAUAAAAGAAACGGGGUUCAAAGGGGAAGGGAUGCAUAUCUACUAGAUAUUUUAUUCAUUGCAUGGAUGCAUGUCCCUUGUGAGUUUUAGGAAAAAUAUGCACAGCAUAUUUGGAAAAACAUCGUCCAUGCUUUUCUUUUUUUUUUUUUUUCAAUUUUUAUGUUGCCGCUGUGUUAGCGGUGCCGGACGCUUCUGUCGUGGUUUUAC
This is a messenger RNA of Theobroma cacao (cacao), 5735 nucleotides long. RefSeq names its product WD40 domain-containing protein. The record is from RefSeq and is a predicted model, not a curated record. Lineage: Eukaryota; Viridiplantae; Streptophyta; Magnoliopsida; Malvales; Malvaceae. Gene Ontology annotation, cellular component: nucleus. Gene Ontology annotation, biological process: cytoskeleton organization; regulation of cell shape; regulation of transcription by RNA polymerase II. Gene Ontology annotation, molecular function: protein binding.